GAAUAAUUUCUACUUGAACACCUACUGGCUGCUGAGAAAAUGGUCGUCAGCAUUGAUCUGGAAACUGACCUUCCAGAGCUCGUUCUAAAUGUUGGAGCGAUCACGCUUGGAAAGAAGAGCAGGGAGGAAAUGAAGAGCCGUUGUCUCAGGAGACGGGAGAUUGAAAGCGUCUCCCGAGCUCUGUGUGUGCUGCUGAACUCUGGAGGGGGCGUGAUCAGGGCUAAAAUUGAGAAUCAACAAUACAGUCUGAGCAGAGAUGGAAUAGGACUGGAUUUGGAAAACUCUCUUUACAGUGUUCUUCCAUUCGUUCAGAGAUGCCUCGACUUCGUGGAGAAAGACGGCCACUUCUAUGUUUUUGUGAAAUCGGGGGGUCCGGAGAGCUCCGAGCUGCCGAUCGUCACGUUGAAGACCAACCUGUACAUGAGAAGCAUGUCAUCCUCAGUCGAGGCCCCUGCUGCUGCUGCCCUGGAGCUCCUCACAGACAUGAAGGAAACUGGAGGGAGGUGGGACUUGAGACCAGAGCUGCCGCCAAACAGAGCCUGCGCCUGCGUAGAAGAAGAAUGUCAGGUGGAGGACUUGGCUGCUGAGUUUUUUCACAGGACAAAACUUCUCUACAAGGGGGAGUUCCCCUUCUGUAAAUCCACACACGUGGAGGUUAGGAAGGUCUCAACCAAACGACUGUUGAAGUGCAUUAAAAAGAUUAUCUCUCGAACUGUUUCUGCAUUUGCAAACACUGACGGGGGUUAUUUGUUCAUUGGUUUGGAUGCAAAGAAACAGCAGAUCAUUGGUUUUGAAGCAGAGGAGAGUGAUCUUGUGCAUCUAGAGAGUGAGAUCGGAAAGUGCAUCCGACAGUUGCCUGUCUAUCACUUCUGUGAAGAGAAGGAGGAGAUCAAGUACUUGUGCAGAUUCAUUGAAGUCCACGGCCCAGGAGGUGUUUGUUCAUAUGUCUGUGCGCUCAGAGUAGAGAGAUUCUGCUGUGCCGUGUUUGCUAAACAGCCUGAUUCCUGGCACGUGGAAGACAACUGUGUGAAGCCGUUUACCAUGGAGGAAUGGGUCAGGCACCUGAUGGAAGGCAGGGCAGUGGCCUCCGGGAAGAUGAUAUAUUUUCCUGAAACCCUCUGCUCAGAGCUGUUCUCAAAACCCAAAGCACUUGAACAGUUAAUACAGGCAGAAAUGGGCUCUCUUCAUCAAAUAACACUGAUCUCCUCCAAGAGCUGGCCUUUGAAUCUGGGCUCACAAGAAAUCAAGUGUAUCAGCUAUAAUAUUCUUCAUAUUUCUGAAGGCAGUCUACCAACCCUGCCCACCUUCAUUGGGGUAGGGGAGGAGUUGGAAGGCGAAUGCACUAUUCUGAGGGAACUAGGUGACAAGCUAAAGGAUCAUUCUAAAUGAGCUGCCCUCACUUUAAAGCAGAAGCUGCUGAGCCUUGGUGGUUACACUGAGAAAAUAGGAAUUGUGAUAAAGAUGUACUUGGGUCAUAAUAUAGUACCUACAUAUCAUUCAGGAUCAAAAAUAUAUUAUCCCAGAACCUAUUAUCUAACAAUGAAAACAGUAGGAAACUUGCAGAUAGCUCUGGAUAAAAUCAGUAUGGUUCUCUAA
This is a messenger RNA of Nannospalax galili (Upper Galilee mountains blind mole rat), 1596 nucleotides long. RefSeq names its product schlafen family member 12-like. The record is from RefSeq and is a predicted model, not a curated record. Lineage: Eukaryota; Metazoa; Chordata; Mammalia; Rodentia; Spalacidae. The transcript has 2 exons.